Messenger RNA from Cricetulus griseus (Chinese hamster), 2068 nucleotides. Lineage: Eukaryota; Metazoa; Chordata; Mammalia; Rodentia; Cricetidae. The record is from RefSeq and is a predicted model, not a curated record.
GCGUCCAAGCCUAAGGGCUACGCUGUGAGCCUGCACUACUCCGCACUUAGCUCCUUGGCUAGGGCCUGCCCGGAAGGCGCGCUCAGCCGGGUGGGCAGCAUGUUUCGCUCCAAGCGCAAGAAACUGCACAUCACCAGUGAGGACCCCACUUACACCGUGCUCUACCUGGGUAAUGCUACCACCAUCCAAGCGCGCGGCGACGGUUGCACGGACCUAGCGGUGGGCAAGAUCUGGAGCAAGAGCGAGGCAGGCCGUCAAGGCACGAAGAUGAAGCUGACGGUGAGCGCGCAAGGCAUCCGCAUGGUGCACGCCGAGGAGCGAGCGCUGCGGCGCCCGGGCCACCUCUACCUGCUGCACCGCGUCACCUACUGUGUGGCAGACGCGCGGCUGCCCAAAGUCUUCGCCUGGGUGUACCGGCAUGAGCUGAAGCACAAGGCAGUAAUGCUACGCUGCCACGCGGUGCUUGUAUCCAAGCCGGAGAAGGCUCAGGCCAUGGCCCUGCUGCUCUACCAGACGUCUGCCAACGCUCUGGCAGAGUUUAAACGUCUAAAGCGGCGGGACGAUGCGCGUCACCAGCAGCAGGAGCUGGUGGGUGCACACACCAUCCCUCUAGUGCCGCUGCGUAAGCUGCUCUUGCACGGACCUUGCUGUUACAAGCCGCCAGUGGAGCGCAGUCGCAGCGCUCCCAAGCUAGGCUCUAUCACCGAGGACCUGCUUGGGGAACAACAGGAGGAGGAGCUGCAGGAGGAAGAAGAAGAGGAGCACCUCGAGGGCUGCCUGGAGGAGGAGGAAGAAGACCGUGCGGGGGAUGGGGACCCAGCAGAGGAAGACACUGAGGCACAGAGGGCGCUGGUGGUGGCUAUGCACUUGGAAUGUGGGGACUUGCUGGACCCGCUGGAGAAUGGCCACGAGGAGGCGUUGGGGGGCAACGAAGUUUCGCUGGGCCCCAGCUCCGGGACAUCACCUCCUUUGCCGGGCUGUGCCUCCGACAUGAAGGCCCAACUGUCGCAGCUUAUUAGUGACCUGGGCGACCUUAGCUUUGGCAAUGAUGUGCGCACCCUGGAGUCCGACUUAAGGGUGACACGCCUGCUGUCGGGCGAGAGCACGGGCAGUGAGAGCUCUAUCGAGGGUGGAGGCCUGGACGCCACCUCUGCCACCUCUGGCAAACCCUCUGGUCCUGCUGAUGGCACCAGCCUAGAUGAGCCCUACUCCGGCUAAGCUCCCAGACAACUUCUCCGUGCGCCUGGCACCCCACAGUGGCUCCCCGGCCAUAGUACUAUUCCCCCUAACCUCCAGGAAAGGGAAAUUUAUGCACUUGAGGUCCAGACCUGAGUUUGGAAUUCCCAGGGGCUGCUUCUCUCCCAUCUUGCCCCAGCACUUUUGGCUCUGAGAUGGUUCAGGAGAGACAGGCACUACAAGCGAGAGACAGGCAGGCCCUCUGGGGUGGGUGAGACUAUGGAAAUGGGAGAGCUGGCUGAAGUUGGAAAAGGCGAAGGGCGGGCUAGAGGUGCCCAGCAGCCAGUUUCCUGUUUGUGAGGCAGCUGGAGCUUGGGAAGGAGGGGUAACUUCCUCUCCAGACCCCCCGACUGGGAGGCCUCUCUCUGUCAUCAAUAUCUCAUUAACAAAGUCACUCUCAUAAUAUUGGAGGCUUUGCUGGCACUAGCUUACCUGCCCCCAGUUCUUUUGAUUAUGAGAGCUUGGACUGUUUACCUCAGACUAAAAACUCUUGAAAGGAUGCCAAAUUUCUCAAAUAACUGUACUGGGGAGGGCAGGGUAUGAAAGUUGUGUUUUGUUUACAGUUAAAGACAUCUAAUAUCUAAAAAAGAAAAAAAAAAGGAAUUUUCCUUUAGAAAUACACACCUCCCUCCUGUCCCAAAGAGUGUACUCCAUGAUGCUGUGUAAAAUAUUUUUGCACCUUUGUGAAGUAUUUUUGACUUUUUUUUGUACAUAACUGUUGUUCUCAGAGCUGAAUGUUUAUAUAUCUUUUGCUGUGCAAAAGAUAGCUGUAAAAUGUUGUUAAGUUGUAUAUACAGAAAUGUGUAUAAAACAUUUUGUUAUUUUUUGAGCA